This is a messenger RNA of Helianthus annuus (common sunflower), 1468 nucleotides long. Its product is annotated as putative GDP-L-fucose synthase 2. Lineage: Eukaryota; Viridiplantae; Streptophyta; Magnoliopsida; Asterales; Asteraceae. Gene Ontology annotation, biological process: nucleotide-sugar biosynthetic process. Bases 234 to 1199 code for a protein of 321 amino acids. The record is from RefSeq and is a predicted model, not a curated record. Gene Ontology annotation, molecular function: GDP-L-fucose synthase activity. The transcript has 3 exons.
UUCAGUUUACACUUUACAUGACCAAUUUCAAGAUCUAAACCGCGCCUCAGAAGAAUAAUCUUGGCCUUUCGGCUACACACAUUAAUCGGCGCUCAGCAAAUCGGCCGAAAAGUUUUAUUUUUUUUUUCUCCAGCCAUUCUUUUUAUCCGGUUCAGGGGAGAUUUCUUGUUUCUGAACUCACAAAAAGGAUAACAGAAAAACAUUUUUAAAGACUGUCACCUCUGUAUUGCAAAAUGGCAGCCACUGAUACUGCUGCCUUGAAAGUGGACAAAUCUGCAAAGAUCUUUGUUGCGGGACAUCGCGGGUUGGUUGGAUCAGCUGUUGUACGCCGCUUGCGUAGCGCUGGCUACACCAACAUCAUCCUUCGCUCACACUCCGAAUUAGACCUCACUAUCCAGUCCGCUGUCAAAACCUUUUUUUCUAUCGAAAAACCUCAAUACGUCAUUCUUGCUGCAGCCAAAGUCGGUGGGAUCCACGCUAACGCGACAUACCCUGCCGACUUCAUCACCAUCAACCUUCAGAUACAGACCAAUGUCAUCGACUCUGCCUAUCGUUACGGUGUCAAAAAGCUCGUGUUUUUGGGUUCUUCUUGCAUCUACCCUAAACACGCGCUGCAACCCAUAUCGGAAUCCGCUCUGUUAACGGGUCCGUUAGAGCCUACCAACGAGUGGUACGCCAUCGCGAAAAUCGCAGGCAUUAAGAUGUGUCAAGCGUAUAGGAUUCAGUACAAGUGGGACGCGAUUUCAGCGAUGCCUACAAACUUAUACGGUCCUAACGACAAUUUCCACCCUGAGAAUGCACAUGUUUUGCCAGCAUUGAUGAGGCGGUUUCACGAGGCAAAAGUUUCGGGAGCUAAGGAAGUGGUGGUGUGGGGUUCGGGGUCACCGUUGCGUGAGUUCCUGCACGUCGAUGAUCUGGCGGAUGCAGUGGUGUUUUUGUUGGAAAAUUAUUCGGGUUUGGGGCAUGUGAAUGUGGGGAGUGGGAAGGAGGUUUCGAUUAAGGAACUUGCGGAGUUGGUUAAAGAGGUUGUCGGGUUUGAAGGAGCGCUUGUGUGGGAUGGUUCGAAGCCUGAUGGAACUCCAAGGAAGCUUAUGGAUAACUCGACCCUCGCGAAGCUCGGUUGGGAGCCGAAGAUUUCUCUUCGCGAUGGCGUUGUUGGCACUUAUGAAUGGUAUGUCAAAUAUACGAAGCAACAAUGACCUGCACUGAUUUUUCGACCAAUAUGUGCGUCUUUUUUGCUGUCUCAUUGCUAUCUAUGUUUAAAGAUCAUCUUGCUGAUUCGGUAAUAUGUAAAACAAUGGAAUAGCGCAAGUUUUUGACGAAAUACUCAACUCUGUUUCCAAUCUGUGGUUCUUAGUUUAUCAUGUCGUCUUACUUUGUGAUCGACUAAGAAUGUUCAUAUUCAUAUACAUGAUUUGUGUAGCGUUCUAUGCGCGUUUGUGUGUUGAUACGUGUACCUUUGCAAAUC